Molecule: messenger RNA, 1608 nt
Organism: Caenorhabditis briggsae
Lineage: Eukaryota; Metazoa; Nematoda; Chromadorea; Rhabditida; Rhabditidae
Gene: Cbr-puf-8
Product: Protein CBR-PUF-8
Exons: 6
Coding region: 1-1608 (535 amino acids)
Biological process (GO): post-transcriptional regulation of gene expression
Cellular component (GO): cytoplasm; nucleus
Molecular function (GO): mRNA 3'-UTR binding
Source: RefSeq, a predicted model, not a curated record
AUGAGUCGGCCAAUCUCGAUUGCAAAAACUGAUGAUUCUGAAACAGUGGCUUCUCCAACAGAGUCGCUAGUGAAGAGUAUUGGUGCUCAACAAAUAGUCGAUAGCGUCUGUGGCUCACCAUUAAAGUCCUACGGUCGUCACAUUGCUGUCAAUCCCAAAAAUGAGCAUCUCCCAGAUACUCCAGAAUUUCAAUUCGCAGCUUUUAUGCAUCAAGGAGGAAGAGUCAUAGGACAAAACACUGUGCACAUGUUCGGUACACCUCCAUCAUGCGCGUGUACUCAAGAAAACAUACCAAUUAACAACAUGAACAUUCAUAUGAUGAGUACCAUGCCCAACAAUAACUACCUGAAUCCCAACUGGAACGCGAACCCAAUAUUUUCCCAUAACCCUCAUUUGACACAAAUGAUAACGUCACACGCAUGUUCCGAUCUUCCGAUUCACCAAGUUCCGCCCAUGCGUAUUCCAAUUCAACCUAACGCCACGGGAGUUUUUGCUAACACCAAUAGAGAAACUGCGACUUCAGAUGACCUGCUAACUAGAUUUCGUUCUAACCCCUCAAUGAUGAAAGGCUUGAAACUGUCUGACGUUCGAGGAAUGCUUCUCAAGUUUGCGAAAGAUCAAGUGGGUUCGAGAUUCAUCCAGCAAAAACUAGAAUUCUGCGAUAUUAAUGAAAAAGAUGCCAUCUUUGAUGAAGUGGUGGAUAAUGCUGCCGAGCUAGUGGAUGAUAUUUUCGGAAACUACGUCGUUCAAAAGUUUUUCGAGUACGGAGAGGAAAAACACUGGACUCGUCUAGUCGAUGCUGUCGUGGACCGUGUUCCUGAGUAUGCUUUCCAAAUGUAUGCAUGCCGUGUGCUUCAGAAGGCGUUGGAAAAAGUCAACGAGCCUCUGCAAAUAAAGAUUCUCUCUCAAAUUCGCCAUGUUAUUCAUCGUUGCAUGAAAGAUCAGAACGGGAAUCAUGUCAUUCAAAAAGCUAUAGAGAAGGUCAGCCCGCAGUACAUUCAAUUCAUUGUCAAUACUCUCAUGGAGAACCCUGAUAACAUUUUCGACAUGUCUGUUGAUCCGUAUGGAUGCCGCGUCGUACAACGCUGUCUCGAACAUUGCAUUGCAUCUCAGACGAGACCCAUCAUUGAACGCAUUCACGAGCGAUUUGACGACAUCGCUAACAACCAAUAUGGAAAUUACGUGGUUCAGCAUGUUAUUCUACAUGGAACAGAAGCCGAUCGUCUGCUCAUUGUCACAAGAGUCUCGGAAAACUUGUUCGACUUUGCCUCUCACAAGUAUUCAUCGAACGUCAUCGAGAAAUGCUUGGAACGAGGUUCGAUUCAUCACAAAAACAUUAUUGUGAGAGCUGCAUGUAGUCAACCGGACGGAACGAUGCCAAUCGUGGUUCAAAUGAUGAAAGAUCAAUAUGCUAACUAUGUCGUUCAGAAGAUGUUUGAGCAAGUUACACCCGAACAACGUCGUGAACUGAUUCUAACCGUCAGAUCCCACAUCCCUAUUUUGAGACAGUUCGCUCACGGAAAGCACAUUCUCGCAAAGCUUGAUAAGUAUUUCCAAAAACAAGUUGUCAUGAAUUACGGAUAUCACGAAAUUCUGCCAGGAACGUAA